Molecule: messenger RNA, 1374 nt
Organism: Staurois parvus
Lineage: Eukaryota; Metazoa; Chordata; Amphibia; Anura; Ranidae
Source: the annotation of a GenBank genome assembly
AUGUUUCCCAGCUACAAAGUUAAAGUCACUGGGAUGAACCCCAAGACUAAAUACAUUCUACUCAUAGACAUUGUUCCCGCUGAUGAUCACCGGUACAAAUUCUGUGACAACAAAUGGAUGGUGGCUGGAAAAGCAGAGCCUGCAAUGCCUGGAAGAUUAUAUGUUCAUCCAGAUUCCCCGGCAACUGGAGCUCAUUGGAUGCGACAGCUGGUGUCAUUUCAAAAACUAAAGUUGACCAACAACCAUCUUGAUCCUUUUGGACAUAUUAUUUUAAACUCAAUGCACAAAUACCAGCCCAGGUUGCAUAUUGUUAAAGCAGAUGAAAACAAUGCCUUUGGAUCCAAAAACACAGCAUUCUGUACACAUGUAUUUUCAGAGACAGCAUUUAUAUCUGUGACCUCUUAUCAGAAUCACAAGAUUACCCAGUUGAAAAUUGAAAAUAAUCCAUUUGCCAAAGGCUUCAGGGGAAGUGAUGAUAGUGACCUCCGUGUGGCUCGCCUGCAAAGCAAAGAAUAUCCUGUGAUUUCAAAAAGCAUCAUGAGACAACGAUUGGUAUCAAGUCAUCCAGGACAGUUGCCGAGCAAAUCAGACCUUAAUGCACUACAUAGUAGCCACCAAGGCCUUCAACAUUAUCAAUAUGAGAAUGGGGCACACAUACAAUUUACUGCAACUGAUGCUCAGGAUCUGCCACUCAACACUUUCACAGCACAAAGAGAUUCUGGGUUGUUCUAUCACUGUUUAAAAAGAAGAGAGGGUGCACGCCACCUUGAGCUUCCUUGCAAGAGAUCUUACCUAGAUCCCUCUUCUUCUAUGACAGACGAUCACUACUUUCGAUCCCCUCCACCGUAUGACCAACAGAUGUUGAGCCCACCUUAUCGUAAUGAUGUGACACCCAGAGAAGCAUGCAUGUACUCUACAUCAGGACCAGAAAUUGGCGGAGUAUCAAGUGUUGAUGAAUUACCUCCACCACCCCCACCGUUAAGCUGUAAUAUGUGGACUUCUGUUGCGCCUUAUACAAGUUAUAGUGUCCAAACAAUGGAAACUGUACCAUACCAGCCUUUUCCAACUCACUUUUCCACCACCACCAUGAUGCCUCGCCUCCCAACAAUUGCAAGCCAAGGAUCGCAGCCUCCAAGCGAAUCUCACUUUAGUGUCUACAAUCAACUUUCACAGUCUCAGGUACGGGAGAGAGUUCCCACUUCAUCUUUUCCUAGAGAGAGAGUUCACCCUUCUCUGUGUGAAAGAAAACCUCCAUCCCCUCACAUAAACACAGCCAAUGAGUUUUUAUAUUCUCAAAGCUUUUCUUUAUCUAGAGAAUCAUCCCUACAGUAUCAUUCAGGCAUGGGGACUGUGGAAAACUGGACCGAUGGAUGA